Glossina fuscipes is the source of this 3772-nucleotide messenger RNA. RefSeq names its product anoctamin-4. NCBI's taxonomy places the organism in Eukaryota, Metazoa, Arthropoda, Insecta, Diptera, Glossinidae. Gene Ontology annotation, cellular component: plasma membrane. Gene Ontology annotation, molecular function: protein dimerization activity; chloride channel activity. The coding region runs from base 1 to 3753 and encodes 1250 amino acids. The record is from RefSeq and is a predicted model, not a curated record. The transcript has 11 exons. Gene Ontology annotation, biological process: chloride transmembrane transport.
AUGAAUUCGAACACGCAACAUAAACAACUUAAAACGCGUAUCAGUAGUGAGGAUGAAACUAGCACAGCGCCAAUAACUGAAGCCAGUUCGCAUGAAGACUUAAUUUCAAGAGAUACCAAUGACAGCGAGGAGAAAGCGAAAGAACGAAAAUCACAUGCUGACGGUCUACCGUUCUCUAGAUUUCUAUCGGUCCCGUCUUUGCGUAAUGUACGUACGAAACACCUAAGACGACCAAUAGCUUCUAGUCCAGCUAAAAGUGAACGUUUGAAAGAACAUAGUUGUCCGAGCGAUGAAUUGCCCAUAAGACGAUUAAGUCAAGAUAGCGGUAUUGUAGCGGGCCGUUUAUUUGUUGGAGGGCAGCCACCGUUCGUUGAAUCUGCUCCACCUGCUCAACGCCUCAGCUCGAAAACUUAUUCGGAAAAUACUUUCUCAUUCGUAGUAAACGAGCAACCACUUCCGAGGAACAAGAACUUUUUUGAGGCGUUUUCGAUGACAUCAAUGGGAGAGGAAAUGACAAGGCUGCCAUCUCUUAACUAUUACACAUCGGCCGAAAAUAAUUCGAUUAUUAGUCAAAAAUUAGGGAACUAUAAUGAAAAUUCGAGGCCAACAUAUCAAAAAUUAAAUGCGGAUAAUGAUCGUCAUGGCACUCAAUUAUCGACAAAUUUAGAAAGCUGCACUAAAAGACUAACGUCGAUUCAACCAUUCGGGCCUAAAGUGGAAAACAAUGAAGAUAUACCCGGUACAGCUAUGCAUCAUUCGUUGGGCCUGCAAUUAUCAACACCGCCAACUCCCGACCCCAACAACGAAAUGGAUGCACAAAGCGAAGAUAAUAAUACAAUAAAUAAUAAUUUAAAUUCGCCCUCUUCAGACACAUCCAAUAUGUUGCCAAAUCAAUUUGCCUACAAGCAAUUGAUGCCGUACGAGGGAAAUCUCACGCAUCCAUCGAUGGAAAGCAGCCUUGAUGGCAGUUACCACAGCAAUCAUAAAGUCACUAUGAAUCUGGAUAACGGUGUUACUAGAAAACUAAAAAACCAAGACAGCGAAGGCUUAGACGAUGAGUCUCUGAUGUUUCGAGACGGUCGUCGUAAAAUCGAUAUGGUUGUAGCUUGGGAAGAAGAGAAUUUAGGCGUUAUGACCGAAAGUGAGUCUAGAAAACGUGAUUGCCGUCGCACUUUUAUGGAAAAUUUGAUUAAAGAAGGCCUCGAAGUCGAAUUAGAGGAUAAAAUGCAAUCCUUUAACGAAAAAACCUUUUUUAUGAAAAUCCAUUUACCUUGGCGUCUGGAAACCCGUUUGGGGGAAGUUAUGAAUAUUAAAUUGCCCACCAAACGUUUCAUCACAAUAUCUGUUAAACCGUCCUGGGACGAGGAUAAUAUAGUGACACGUAAUGUACAACAUUGGAAGGAUAUCUGGCAGAAAAUUACCAAAAGAAUACAAUUAGAUCAUCAAGUGGUAGAAGGUGAAAUUUCUUUUAAAUCCGCCACUAGAAAUGGUAAUCCAGAGGAGCAAUUUAUUGUGAAGGAUCGUGCUACCGCUUAUACCAGUGCUCAGCGCUCUUUUAUGGUUAUGCAAGUCUUAGUGCGGACACCGUUCGACGAUAGCGAUCGCUGUGGCAUCAGACGUUUAUUGAACGAUAACACAUAUUUAGGUUGCUUCCCUUUACAUGAGGGUCGCUAUGAUCGGCCCCAUUCGAGCGGUAUAACAUUAGAUCGUCGCAUACUUUAUUUAACUUGGGCUCAUCCCUCGCAAUGGUAUAAAAAACAGCCGCUCUGCUUGGUGCGCAAAUACUUUGGCGAUAAAAUUGCUUUAUACUUUUGCUGGUUAGGUUUCUAUACGGAAAUGUUAGUCUAUCCAGCAAUAGUAGGCACACUUUGUUUCCUUUAUGGCUUAGCAACCCUCAAUUCGGAGGACAACACCCCAAGCAAAGAGAUAUGCAAUGAGAGCGGUACGGGUAAUAUAACAUUAUGCCCGUUAUGUGAUAAGGCCUGCAGUUACCAGCACUUAUACGAAUCAUGUUUAUUCUCACGUAUCACAUAUCUUUUCGACAAUCCCUCAACAGUAUUCUUCGCUAUAUUUAUGUCAUUUUGGGCCACGACAUUUUUAGAAUUAUGGAAACGUAAGCAAUCAGUCAUUGUCUGGGAAUGGGAUUUGCGUAACGUUGAAUCCGACGAAGAGAAUCGUCCCGAAUUCGAGACGAAUGCAACCAAUUUUCGCAUUAAUCCCGUAACAAGGGAACGUGAACCUUAUAUGUCCACUUGGAAUAGAUGGAUACGUUUUGCGAUAACUGGUAGUGCGGUUUUAUUUAUGAUAACAAUCGUUCUGUCGGCUGUUCUGGGAACAAUCAUUUAUCGCAUUUCAGUGGUCACUGUCAUCUAUGGUGGAGGCGGAUUUUUCGUUAAAGAACAUGCCAAAUUAUUUACAACAAUAACUGCGGCUCUCAUCAACUUGGUGGUCAUCAUGAUAUUAACUAAAAUUUACCACCGGCUGGCAAUAAGAUUAACAAAUCUCGAGAAUCCUCGAACCCAAACCGAAUAUGAAGACUCAUACACUUUUAAAAUUUUCUUCUUCGAGUUUAUGAAUUUUUACUCUUCCUUAAUUUACAUAGCAUUUUUUAAAGGCAGAUUUUUCGAUUAUCCAGGCGACGAUCAGGCGAGACGUAGUGAAUUUUUUCGCCUAAAGAAUGAUAUAUGCGAUCCAGCGGGAUGUUUGUCCGAAUUGUGCAUACAAUUGGCCAUCAUAAUGGUGGGUAAACAAUGUUGGAACAAUUUUAUGGAGUAUUUGUUCCCGAAAUUCUAUAAUUGGUGGCGACAACGCAAACAUAAAAAAGACACUAAAGAUGAAAGUCAUUUGCACAUGGCCUGGGAACAAGAUUACCAUAUGCAAGAUCCGGGACGUUUGGCCCUGUUCGACGAAUACCUUGAAAUGAUUUUACAAUACGGUUUUGUUACAUUGUUUGUGGCUGCUUUCCCAUUAGCUCCGCUAUUCGCGCUACUAAACAAUGUUGCCGAAAUACGUUUGGACGCUUACAAAAUGGUUACCCAAGCCCGAAGGCCGCUGGCUGAACGGGUAGAAGAUAUUGGAGCUUGGUACGGUAUUUUAAGAAUAAUUACAUAUACAGCCGUGGUGUCGAAUGCAUUUGUCAUCGCCUAUACGAGUGACUUUAUACCGCGAAUGGUCUAUAAAUUUGUUUAUUCGGAAACUUAUACCUUAAUUGGUUACAUAGAGCAUUCGCUUUCAUUAUUUAAUACAUCCGAUUAUAAAGAAGAGUGGGGCGCAAAGACUGAAAAGGAUCCGGAUACGUGCGCCUACAGGGGCUACAGAAAUGGUCCUCAAGAUUAUGAGCCCUAUGGCUUAAGCCCUCACUAUUGGCAUGUAUUUGCUGCACGCUUGGCUUUUGUUGUCGUAUUUGAGCAUGUGGUCUUUGUUUUAACUGGCGUUAUGCAAUUCGUUAUACCCGACAUACCCGCCGAAGUCCAAACGCAGAUGCAGCGCGAGCAAUUGCUGGCGAAAGAAGCGAAAUACCAGCACGGCAUUAAAAGGGCUCAGGGUGAUAAGCAAGAUUUAAUGAGUUUAUUCCGUGAGACGAGCAAUCGAAAUAAUCCCAAUACCCCAAUACCAGAGCUAGGAUCAGUAAUGCCCCGGCGAAGUUGGGCGCGACGUUUCUCGCGAUUAAGUGACACCCUGGAUGCUCAUGUCGAAGUUGCCGGCCGACCUAAACGAUCAACGGAAACAUCAACGGUAUGGGAAGUAUCCUGACAGGAAGAGGAGGCUGAAA